GGGUUUGGGGCUGAAUCCAACAAAAGGGUUAUUUAUGUCACAGGGGAAGCUCCUUUGGAAACUGUGACAUGUGAUGGAGCAGCUUCUAGAAACUUCACUGUUAUGUGGGACCAUGGAAGCGUCACCUGCAAGGAUCAGUACUACUCUAUCACCUGGAACUCUACUGUUAAGUGGUCAGCUGAUGAAGACCAAGGUGAAACAGAGGUUCCCGGAAACGAAACGGCGUACACCUUCCUCGACGCGACGCCCUACACUGAGUACUUCGUGUGUGUGGCCAUCACGAAGGACGCGGAGGGGGGCGUGUGCUGUGACCACACCACGGCGGAGGAUGGGCCCUCGGCGCCAGUCAUCAAGGAAAUUUCCUCCUUCCGCGGAGACGUUCGCAUCAGCUGGUCGCCUCCUGAAGAAGCCAAUGGCGUUGUGAGGAACUACAAUGUUUCUUGGGAGAGUGAGGACGCCGAUCCGGGGACUCAGGAGUUUGAUGACGUAACUGAAGGAUUGGUUGUCGGUCUAGAAAAGUGCCAUACUUACACCUUCUCUGUGGCCGCUGGCACGAUCGUCUGGGGGAAUAAAUCGGAGACCAGAGAGGUGGAGGUUGUUAAUUACGUCGACAGCGUGACCUGCAUUUCUGGAGGCACAGACAGGGUUCUUGCUCAGUACGAAUUCGCGACCCAGGAUUGCGGGUUCAACAUGCGGAACACGAACUGGAAGGUCAACGUCCUGUGGAACAAUAACACAUGGUCGCAAUCCACCUCCGACGACUCCAGCCCCGCAACUGGCAGCUUCACCGUGCCGGGCCUGGAACCUUUCUCGCAGGUGGAGGUGUGCAUGAGCGUGCCAGGCAGGGACGAGGAAAAGGCCUGCUGCUCCGCUACCACAGACGAAGCUGUUCCGGACGAGCCGAGUGAGGUGAUCGUAUCCAAAGUCACCAACACAACCGCCCAUAUCUCCUGGACGAUGCCCCUUCACGUGAACGGCGCCAUCAAGUCGUGGGAAGUGACCCUGCGAGGAGAUACCGACAAUGAGGAGACAGAGAACGACGUUGAGGGGGAGAUGAUGUUCUUCGACGCUACUGACCUCACUCCUUCUACGAAUUACGAGGUUACAGUGAAGUGCCAAACAGGAGGAGGUCUGAGUAAAGGGACACGCAGAAGCUUCAAAACACUCAACGCAGACAACACCGGCGACAACCAACCUAACAUCGGACUUAUCAUCGGCUUGUCAGUAGGAGGAGGAAUAAUUGUGCUGCUGCUGGGGGUCGCAAGCAUCGUCUCUUUCCUGAGGCAGAAGAAGAGGAGGAGGAGCGAGCAGGCGAAGGAGGAAGAUCAUCCGCAGUCGCAUUAUAACAAUGGGUUCGGUCCAACUAAAGCGCAAUACGAGGGUGAUGGAAUUGAGGAAGAUCAUUUAUGAGUUCGUCUGCUUUGAUGUGACACAAAAACUUCAAAACACCAAGCGCCGGGAAGCACACAGUCCAAGCACAUGGAGGCAAUCAUUCACUCACUCAUUCACGCACAAGGACACGGGAAUACUUUUUAUGUACAAUAUGUGUAUCAGAAACUUUGGAAGAGUUCAUGGUUAUGAUGGGAGAGAGCGUGGAAUCCUCAAAGCAGGUGAACAUACGGGUGACA
Molecule: messenger RNA, 1628 nt
Organism: Penaeus vannamei (Pacific white shrimp)
Lineage: Eukaryota; Metazoa; Arthropoda; Malacostraca; Decapoda; Penaeidae
Source: RefSeq, a predicted model, not a curated record